This is a messenger RNA of Lepisosteus oculatus (spotted gar), 2885 nucleotides long. The record is from RefSeq and is a predicted model, not a curated record. Lineage: Eukaryota; Metazoa; Chordata; Actinopteri; Semionotiformes; Lepisosteidae.
AAGACAGAUUCCCAAUGCAAGACAUUGGAUCUGGACAAUAAAUUGAUCUGAUCCGACUUUACCGACGUGACAGAUCGCCACAGUGUUGUUAAAGCGUCACGCCUGGAAACGGUUAAUGCCGAUGAAUGAAUGAUUAACUUCCGACUGAACUCCUGUACAGCCUGUGUUUUUGUGGUGAACUCUAGGCUUCGUCUUCACCUCCUUCAUCCUCAUCGAUUGAAUUAAAUCCUCCCCGACUCUGGAUUCUACUUCAAUCAAAAAGCCGAACAUUUGAGUAUUUUUAAAGGACAGUGGAUCUUCAUCGUGCACCGUCUCUGCAGACACCGGUGCAAGUUGCCACAGCUUUGAUCAAUAUUAUUGAUUAACAGUAAUGAUACUAUUUGUCAGAUAACGUCAGGUUUUUAAGAUAACUCUGGGCUUGUGAAAUAAUGGAGCUACUUAGAAACUGACCGUCGGGCGAGCCGGCAAGUUUAUAUCAACGGGCUGUUGUUUUUGUAUUGUAACCGUAACCCUGCAUAUAGACACUGUGACCAGCAGGUUUAAUCCGCCACGCUGGGAUGAGGCAAAAAUCACGUUUCGCCCUUACCAAGAUGGCGGCGGCGCCUUCACCCCCCGCUGUGGCCCCGCCCGAGACGCUCGCUCUCUCAUCCGCCAUUGGCCGCUGCCCCGGGUGACGCCCCAGGGGGCGGGGCCGUCGCCGUGGGGACGCCCCGGGAGGGGGCGUGGCGCGCCGUCCCACUUGCAGCCGAGGCGGAAGUGUCGUGUUGUUUUGGAAAUAUCCCGUAACAAUGGAGCCCAGCGGCGAGAGUCACAAGGUGCUGUUUGAGAAGGAGGGGGUCUACCUGCACACCAACACCAAGAGGAGCAGCCAGGACUCCGCCAUCCCUGGAGUCAUCCGGGUCGUGGAGAGGGGGGGCGAGCCUGCGCUGGAGUGGAGCCCCCUGGAGGAGGAGAGAGGGACUACACCUCAUGUGGUCUUCAGUAAGAAGGAUGGGGAUGCUGAGGGCGAGGAGGAGACGAACUUUGACCCCGGCUAUGAACCUGACUGGGCAGUGAUCAGCAGAGUGAAGAUACACCCCCAGCAGGGAGAGAAGGAGAGAGAGACAGGAGACUGGUCGUCCUUCUCCCUCCCUCUCUCCGAGCUCUACUCCCUGCGCCGAUCUCGCUUCUCCCUGGGGAAGAACUUCCUGGUGCUGACGAGCCGGGGGGGGGCCCCCCUCCCUGCCCUGCAUUUCCACCGGGGGGGCACCCGGGAGCUGCUGAAGGCCCUGCAGAGAUACAUCAUCCUGGCGCCGUCCCCACUGGAUGGACGGCUGUUCCUGGCCUGUCCGCAUGACUCUGGAGCGCUGUCCCAGUCCUUCGACGGGCUGCAUAUGUUCGAGGAUGGAGCCCCUGACCUCGUGUCUAGGUUUAUCCAGGACCCUUAUGCCACCACGUUUGGGGGGUUCUCCAAGGUGACCAAUUUCUUCCGGGGCGCUCUUCGCCAGCCCGAGUCCCCGCUCCGCCGGAACAACGGGGGCAGCGAGGACGAGCCAGGGUUCGAAGUGAUCACCUGCGGGGCGGAGCUUGGCCCGCGACCUGAGGUGAAGAGGGGGGAGCCUCUGGACAAGUGGGAGGAGUUUAUGGAUGGAGAGGGGCGUGUCCAAAAUCCACAGCAAAUCAAAGAGAUGAUUUUCAGAGGGGGAAUCUCCCCCGCUCUCAGGAAGGAGGCAUGGAAGUUCCUCUUGGGCUUCUACCCCUGGGACAGCACAGUGAAGCAGAGAGAGGACAUCCUGAGACAGAAGACGGAUGAGUAUUUCAGGAUGAAGGUACAGUGGAAAUCCAUUAGUGAAGAACAGGAAAUGAGAAACUCCCUUCUCCGUGGAUACCGCAACUUGAUCGAGCGUGAUGUCAAUCGCACAGACAGGAAUAAUCCGUUCUUCUCUGGUAGUGAGAACCCUGGACUGACCCUGCUGCACGAUGUCUUGAUGACCUACUGCAUGUACAACUUCGACCUGGGGUACGUUCAGGGCAUGAGCGACCUGCUGUCUCCCAUCCUCUUCGUCACUCAGAAUGAGGUGGAGGCCUUCUGGUGCUUGACUGGCUUCAUGGAGCUGGUGCACCAGAACUUUGAAGAGUCUCAGGAGGCCAUGAAGCAGCAGCUGCUGCAGCUGAACAUCCUGCUGAGAACCCUGGACCCAGAGCUGUGUGACUUCCUGGACUCCCAGGACUCUGGUUCGCUGUGUUUCUGCUUCCGGUGGCUCCUCAUCUGGUUCAAGAGAGAGUUCUCCUUCGAGGACAUUCUGACACUCUGGGAGGUGAUGUGGACGGGUCUGCCCUGCGCUAACUUCCACCUGCUGCUGGCCUGCGCCAUUCUGGACUCCCAGCGGGGGGAGCUCAUGGGCUCCGACUACGACUUCAACAUGAUCCUGAAGGCAAGUCGUCACCGCGCCCGGUGGCGGGUUGUAGUUCCACCGCUGAGCCUGUGCUGUGGAGGGGGGCGCUGUUUCUCAGUGAUUUGCAUUACACUCAUCCUGUCCCUCACUCCUGUCUCCCUUCCCUUGAAUGACUAAUUACUGCUAAUUGCUGAUUGACUUGUCUGACGCUUUUACCCAGAGACUUGCGAUCCCACCCGUCUCGUUUAAUGACCCAGGUUGGGAAAAUUAGUGACAGUAAGUAGCACAAUAAUUGGGCUUUAAUAUCCUGUUCAAGCAGAGGGGUGUUCAGGAAGGCAGCAGUAUGGGGGGGGUGUGUGUGUGUCACCCCCGCCGCUGUGAAUUUACACUCCUCCCCUCCAGCAGACGCCUCUGUGAGCCAGCGUGGAGUAGGUGCCAACAGCAGUAUCACCCUGCAGCUCCCAGCUCACAGCCCCACUGGAGCCCAGCAGUGUGGGCCUGGCCAGUACC